AUGGCAACUCAAGUCACUAUGGCCACCCCAACCUGCUGCAGCAAGAGCACCGACGGCGAGUGUGUCUGUGCCAAGCAGGCCACCUGCUCCUGCGGCGAGAAAUCCGCUCUCCAGUGCGUCUGUGACAAGGCCGAAGUCGAGAACAGCCUCAGAGGCCCCCGAUGUUCCUGCCGUGCCCGCCCUGCUGGCCAGUGCAACUGCGAUAACGCCACAACCGAGAACCGCCCGGUCGACAGCGAGGCCUGCGAGUGUGGCUCGCGUCCUGCCGGAUCGUGCACAUGCGAGCUUGCCGCGGCCGCCGUGAACCCGAACGAGGUCGACUUUACGACCAAGAAAUAG
Molecule: messenger RNA, 339 nt
Organism: Durotheca rogersii
Lineage: Eukaryota; Fungi; Ascomycota; Sordariomycetes; Xylariales; Xylariaceae
Exons: 2
Coding region: 1-339 (112 amino acids)
Source: RefSeq, a predicted model, not a curated record